UGUUAUAACUGUUGACAUUUUACUUAAAAACCUCGUGGUUCUCUUUUCUUUAGUUCUUGUAAACAAAAACGUGCAUUUUUGAGCGGAAUUAUUAAAGAAAAUUCCCAUAAAGUGCGACUAAAAGCAGGAAUUGAAAUAAAUAUCAACACAGAGUUGUUUUAUUUCUAACAAAAACUGUAAAAUAUGGGCUUUGGUGGAGGCGGAGGACGUGGCCGUGGUGGCGGUGGUGGUGGUGGUGGCGGCGGCUUCGGUGGAGGUCGUGGUCGAGGAGGCGGUGGUGGCCGUGGAGGAUUUGGUGGACGUGGCGGUGGUGGUGGAGGUCGUGGCGGUUUUGGUGGUCGCGAUCGUGGAAACUUCAACCAAGGACCACCAGAUCGUGUCAUACCCUUGGGUCAUUUCGCCUACAAAUGUGAAGAUGAUUUGGUGUGCAAAGUCGAAAUUGAUGAUGUGCCCUAUUUCAAUGCUCCCAUCUUUUUGGAAAAUAAAGAACAAAUCGGUAAAAUUGACGAGAUAUUCGGCACCGUCAAAGACUAUUCGGUAUCGGUGAAGCUGUCGGAGAACAUGAAUGCCAGCAGUUUUAAGCAAAACCAAAAACUGUUUAUUGAUCCCUCGAAACUGCUGCCCAUAGCCAGGUUUUUGCCCAAACCUCCACAACCUAAGGGAGCCAAAAAGAAGGGUCCUGCUGGAGGUGUUGGUGGUGGUAGAGGUGGUGGCGGCGGUAGAGGAGGUGGUUUCGGCAGAGGUGGUGGAGGAGGCCGUGGUGGAGGCGGUGGCUUUGGUAGAGGAGGAGGUGGAGGUCGCGGAGGUGGUGGAGGCGGUUUUGGCCGUGGCGGAGGAGGUGGUGGCUUUGGCAGAGGAGGCGGUGGCGGCGGUCGUGGAGGAGGUGGAGGCCGAGGACGCUGGUAACGGACUACAAAUUAGAUUUUAAGUAAACCUAUAGUCUUAGGAUUAUGUUAGAAGAGACAAUUUUUUAACAUUUUCAAUAUUUUUAAAUACAAAUAAGUUUUGUUUUUAAAUGUAGGGAUUGUGUUCUCUACGAGAAAGAAUUAACAUGAAGAAAUAAUACAAAAUACGAAAUAUUUUUGUAUGCAUAAACAUUUUGUAAACUAAUUAAAAAGAAAAUCUUGAAAAAUUUAGGAGACCAAUAAAUUAGUCUUCGGAAAAA
Messenger RNA from Stomoxys calcitrans (stable fly), 1165 nucleotides. It is a transcript of the gene Gar1, whose product is annotated as probable H/ACA ribonucleoprotein complex subunit 1. Gene Ontology annotation, biological process: ribosome biogenesis; snoRNA guided rRNA pseudouridine synthesis. NCBI's taxonomy places the organism in Eukaryota, Metazoa, Arthropoda, Insecta, Diptera, Muscidae. Bases 184 to 906 code for a protein of 240 amino acids. The record is from RefSeq and is a predicted model, not a curated record. Gene Ontology annotation, molecular function: box H/ACA snoRNA binding. Gene Ontology annotation, cellular component: box H/ACA snoRNP complex. The transcript has a single exon.